Molecule: messenger RNA, 1075 nt
Organism: Harmonia axyridis
Lineage: Eukaryota; Metazoa; Arthropoda; Insecta; Coleoptera; Coccinellidae
Product: aquaporin AQPAn.G-like
Exons: 7
Coding region: 183-929 (248 amino acids)
Biological process (GO): transmembrane transport
Cellular component (GO): plasma membrane
Molecular function (GO): water channel activity
Source: RefSeq, a predicted model, not a curated record
AUUCGAUAUCUGGGUCGAGUUGGACCCUAUGUUCAAGAAGAUUUCCUUAUCUGAAGUUUCAUAAUCCCGCCCUAUCUGUUGACGCCAUUGAGAUAGACGUAUCAGAAUGUUUUAGACAAUCGCAAUAAUAGGAUUUCUAUGUAUUGACGAGUUGUGUUACAUAGUUGGCGAUAAUCGAGAGCAUGGGUGAGGCCACUUACGAAUUUACAGAAGAGGAUCAGGAAUGCGACAGCAGGAAGGAGGAGAACGCUCUCGACUACGUCAGGAUGGGCAUAGGCGAGUUCGGGUGCGUCUUCAUAAUAGUCUUCAUCUCCUGCAUGGGCUGCAUCGUAGGCUUGUCGGAGGAGACCGCUUCUCACCUGCAGAAGUGCAUCGCAGGAGGUCUGUCCGUGAUGACGGCCAUGCAGAUUUUUGGCCACAUCUCAGGAGCCCAUGCAAACCCUGCAGUGACCGUAAGCGCCUAUUUUAUGAACAUAGUGGAUGGUAGAAAAGCAGUUAUUUACAUAGCCUGCCAAGUUUUAGGAGGCAUUACAGGUUAUGCCGUUCUGUUGUUCGCCACACCCAAAGAUCUCACAUUGUCUGGAACACACUGUAUAACUUCUCCAAACCCGAAAAUAACUGUCAUGCAGGCUUUUUUGGUGGAAAUUGUGAUAACCUUCAUCUUGGUAGUUGCAAUCAAUUGUUGCUGGGACUACAGAUGCAAGAAAAAUCUAGACUCGUUCGCCAUGAGAAUAGGAUUUGUGGUUACUGCUUGCGCUUUAGCCGCUGGACCAUACACUGGAGCCAGUAUGAACCCAGCCAGAAGUAUAGGACCAGCAGUUUGGCAGAAAAAUUAUGAUUAUUUGCAUAUAUACAUCUUGGCGCCAUUGAUUGGAGGUGCCAUUUCAGGACUUUUCUACCAACAUAUACUGCUCAAACCAAAAAACUAGAUGGAUAAUUUAGUAAUUUAUUUCAGAACAUCUUAUUUAUUAAAAUAAUAUGUAUGGAGUCAAAAUGUGAUCUUUUCUUCAAUAUGAGUUGUCGACACCUAUUUUUUCAAUGAAAAUAAAAUAGUAAAGUACUUACCAUAAUCAAA